AUGUGCACAAUACAUGACAAUAAAUUCUCGCCGUCAGCUUCCCUCGUCUAUUUGCCACAGCCGGUGCGGGGCUCCGGGCUCGACUGGGCUGCAUGGGACAAGCAAUUUGAUUGUUUUGACCCGCCUAACUCAACACCUGAUUCAAAUUCGGCUGGUGCCGACCCUGAUGGACGACGCACACGCACUCGAAACUCCGACAGUCUGACACAUCCCCGCCGCCGCUGCACCUGCCUUGCAAAAUCUUGCGGCGGGGUGCGGCAGGCAGCACGCAGCCAAGGAACAACUGGACACCGACACGAGAUAGUCAGAAGAGGCUGGCCACAACCUCUUGCUCUCGCGUCCGUCCUAGGCGCCGCGCUGCUGUGCCUGGGCGCCGCGGCCGCCGCCUCGCCGCCCACCAUGCCGGCCGCCGGCAGGUUCGCCAUGGAAGGAAUGGCCGUCGACCAAGGGAUAGCCCACUUCCUCGUCCUCGCGGCGGUCUUCGCCGUGUGCCUCUUCCGCUGAUCGUCGUCCGUCAAGGAACCGGUGCCUGCAUGCAGCUGAACGAUUUCAUCAGUUCGUGUAUCAUUCUUUGAUUAUGUUAGAGAGUUUGUCGGCCGGCCCCGUGCGAAUGCUACUAACAAUGUCGCAAAAUAAGGCGGUCUCCGAAAAAUGUGAGCGUCCCUUAGCAUUCGACGGUUCAGGGUUUGAAUCAAAACAACUUAUCACAAACGUCGUGCUCGAUCUGUCCAUUCCCGUGUUUUGUUCCCCUCAGCUCUUUGUAAUUUCUGUGCAAAUUGCAAAUCGC
Molecule: messenger RNA, 787 nt
Organism: Zea mays
Lineage: Eukaryota; Viridiplantae; Streptophyta; Magnoliopsida; Poales; Poaceae
Exons: 3
Coding region: 1-504 (167 amino acids)
Source: RefSeq, a predicted model, not a curated record